Anopheles marshallii is the source of this 1386-nucleotide messenger RNA. Its product is annotated as zinc finger protein 436-like. The transcript is spliced from 5 exons. Gene Ontology annotation, molecular function: RNA polymerase II cis-regulatory region sequence-specific DNA binding; DNA-binding transcription factor activity. Lineage: Eukaryota; Metazoa; Arthropoda; Insecta; Diptera; Culicidae. Gene Ontology annotation, biological process: regulation of transcription by RNA polymerase II. Bases 1 to 1386 code for a protein of 461 amino acids. The record is from RefSeq and is a predicted model, not a curated record.
AUGUCUUCCACCAGCGAAAUGGAUUUCGAUAGUCCCUUCGUGAAGAAGGAAAACAGCUGUAAAAUCUGUGGCGAAAAUGAAGGACCAAUGGAAUCAAUCUUUUGCAAGGUGGACGACACUGCACUCCUGAACAAGAUCUACAAAUGCACCCGCGUUAAAGUGAUACCAGUUUGUGGAUUAAUUUCACCCAUCUGUGAGUACUGCCAUCGGCGGAUCGAUGAGUUCGAUGAGAAUGCACAACCGAAGGUGGUAGAGUUUGUGAUCAAGACCGAGCUGGAACCCGAACCUCUUGAUUACGAUCCAUUGAAUGUUGGCAACCUGGUCGAUCCGAUGGCUAUUGAUGUUAAAUCAGAAGACGAUUUAGAAGAAAAAAAGUCGAUAAAACGAAGAGGAAAGAUAAAAGCAGUUAAUGUUCAACCCCGGAGUCGGUCGUUUCGAAAAGCUGGAAGACCAAGAUUAAAUGUGGAAUCGCAGAAAGUACGGAACAUUGUUAGCAAAGCUCGUGGAAAGAAAUCAUCUAUAGAUGAUGCGAGUUCCGAUGAAAAUGUAGCGGAAGUCCAUUCAGAAAUUGCCGCAGAACCGCAACGAACGCCAAUAGAGCGCAUUUCCCCGCAAGAUGACGAUCAAUCAAAGUCCAGCGACUUUGAAUCAGAUCUUGAGAAUGGCAAUGAAUCUGCACUUGAGGAAGAAUCCGACCAGCUAAGCAACUCUGACGAAGAACCAGUAAAACGGGGACGUCCCAAGCGUGGUAACGUCGCGAAGGCUAGAAAACCGAAACGCGCCGAUUCACCGAAGCAAUGCGAAGUCUGUGGCAAGCAGGUGCAGUAUAUGCGCGAACAUAUGCGUCUACAUCGGAUAGAGUCGCAGCAUCCGUGCCCACACUGUGAUAGAACGUUCGUGCAGGCAAAUAACCUAAAGUACCACAUACGGAAACAUCUGGGCGAGAAACCGUACACCUGCAAGCAGUGCAAAAAGGAGUUCUACUGCGAAGCACACUUAAAGUCGCACAUGCGCGUGCACGGACCGCAAGGUCUGUUUCAGUGCAGCAUGUGCCCGAAGAGCUUCAACCAGGAGUGUAAUCUGAAGAAGCAUCUGCGAGUACAUACAGGCGAAAAGCCGUACGUGUGUGACAAGUGUGGGAAGCGGUUUAACAGCACGUCUAACCUACGCAACCAUGUCCGGUUGCAUUCGGACGAACGACCGCUUACGUGUGAUCACUGUUCGAAGAGUUUCGUCGAUGUGCAUCAUCUGCAGCGGCAUAUACGGGUCCAUACGGGGGAAAGACCGUAUAUUUGCCAUGUGUGCUUCCAAGCCUACUAUUGUCAGACCGGCCUAAUGGACCACCUGAAGACGCACAUCGAGAAAAAGUCUUUCAAACUAGACUAG